This is a messenger RNA of Penicillium canariense, 2814 nucleotides long. Its product is annotated as Mechanosensitive ion channel family. Bases 1 to 2814 code for a protein of 937 amino acids. The transcript has 2 exons. The record is from RefSeq and is a predicted model, not a curated record. Gene Ontology annotation, molecular function: calcium ion binding; calcium channel activity. NCBI's taxonomy places the organism in Eukaryota, Fungi, Ascomycota, Eurotiomycetes, Eurotiales, Aspergillaceae. Gene Ontology annotation, cellular component: membrane. Gene Ontology annotation, biological process: calcium ion transmembrane transport; intracellular calcium ion homeostasis.
AUGUCCAGCCCCGUGGACGAGCGCAAGACCUUCCACUUGCAGGAGAAGCAAGGAGAGAAACGCUCCGAUUCCGAUGAGGUGACGCCGACCUCGGACGACGGCACCUAUAUCCACGAUGCCAACCCCGUAGGCCGGGAAAACCUCUUGAGAGUCAACACCUCCAUCCGCGAGGACGAUGGCGCUCCCAUAAUGAGCACACCCUCGGCACGUCGCGAGCAAGCGACCCGUCUGGAGGAUGAUUUGAUGCUGUUACAGGCGGAGCGCGUGGCCUCGCGUUCGACCCAGGGCGACAAUGGCGACGAGCGGGGCUCGAUGAGUCGGUCCCGGUCGCGCCGGAGCGAGGCCAUCGACGAGUUCGACGAGGCGACGAAUCCUCUACAUGAAAAGGCCGCCGUCUACAAACCCCCCGAGAACCCCAAUACCAAGCUUUCGGCCUUCGUGAAGAAAAUCCACCAGUCCAGCUUCCUAAUUCGAUACCUAACAUAUAUCGCCCCGGUGGUUCUGCUUCUCUUGAUUCCCUUGCUCUUUGGAGCUUUGAAGUUCCCCAAUGCGAGUGUUGGUGGUGUGAAACUGAUGUGGUUUUCGAUCUGGCUGGAAAUUGUUUGGUUAACUCUGUGGGCUGGCCGAAUCGUCGGAAAGGGGAUUCCCCCCGUGGUUGGUGUCCUGGCCAGCAUCUUCACCAACAACGCGAAGAAAUGGCGCGACAUGGCCAAGCAGCUCGAAUUGCAUGCCGCUCUUUUCUUCUGGUGGCUCGGCGUGGAGAUUUCCUUCCUGCCGACCAUGAAGAACCACCAUGUGGACGGCGACCAUGGCACCCGCAGUUGGGAGAGCACUGCUAACAAGAUCAUCAUCGUGAUCUUCGUUUGGACUAUCAUGAACCUGAUUGAGAAGAUCAUCAUCCAGCUUAUCGCGAUCAGCUUCCACCUGCGCACCUACGCCGACCGCAUUGAGCUCAACAAGUUCCAGAUCGGCAGCUUGGUGAAGUUGUACGCCUGGUCGCGUGACCGGAUCGAGGAGACCGACGAGGCCUUUCAGAUGAAAACCGAAAAGACACCCCCGGGAACCAGGACCCCCUUGCAUUAUGCCGGCAAAGCUCACAAAGUUGCUAAGGGCGCCUUGAAUAAAGCCGGGAACAAGGUCGCCGAUAUGGCUGGGGCCGUUGCGGCGGACUUCACCGGUCGCACGGCUCAAUACAGCUCGGACCCCUACCAGGUCGUACUUACUCUGUUGCGAAGCACCUCGGGUUGUCAGGUGCUGGCGCGUCGCUUGUACCGUACCUUUGUCCGUGAUGGAUUUGAUACUGUCUUUUCUGGGGACUUGAAGGAGGCCUUUGAUAACAGCGAAGAGGCCGAAGCGGCCUUUGCCAUGUUUGAUCGUGACAUGAAUGGAGAUAUCUCGAUGGAGGAACUAGAGGCUGUGUGUGUGGACAUUGGUCGUGAGCGCAAGUCGAUUACUGCCUCUCUGAAGGAUCUGGACUCGGUCGUGUCCAAGCUGGACGAUGUGUUCAUGUUCUUCGUCUUCAUCGUCGCGCUGAUUGUCUUCUUGUCACUCAUCUCGACCUCGGCCGCCGGUGUACUUACCUCUGCUGGAUCCAGUGUCCUGGCUCUUUCUUGGCUGUUCUCCGCUACGGCCCAAGAGUUUCUCCAGUCCGUCAUCUUCGUCUUUGUCAAGCACCCCUUCGAUGUCGGUGACCGUGUCACUAUCUACGGCAAUGCCGGUGACACCGGCCUAGGUGAUGACUACUUCGUCAAGGAGAUCACAUUGCUGUACACCGAGUUCAAGAAGAUGCAGGGUCACGUUGUGCAGGCACCCAACAGCUACCUGAACACCCUCUUCAUUCUCAACCAGCGCCGUUCCGGUGCCCUCGCUGAAGCCAUCCCGAUCAUCAUCAAGUACGGCACUACCAUCGACCAAAUUGACGGCCUUCGCCAGCGUUUGCUCGAAUUUGUGCGCAGUGAAAAGCGCGACUUCCAGAGUAACAUCCUGACCGAGAUGCGCGCCGUCACUGAAAACUUCUCCGUCACCCUGAACGUUGUCUUCUUCUACAAGUCCAACUGGCAAAACGAAGGCCUGCGUCUACAGCGCCGGAAUAAGUUCAUCUGCAUGCUCAUGAUCGCCCUCCAGGAGAUUGGCAUCGAGGGCCCACGCAUGAACCUCCAGGGCGCGAACGUUGACAUCCCCUUCCACGUCAACUACAACCAGCCCAUGAUGGCGCCCACCCCGAAGAAGGAAGCCGAUGUCCACGAGAUCGAGGAGGUACCUAUUGGCCACGAAUCUGGUUCUAUGCCCGAAAACACUGGCAGCAGCAGUGCUGUGCGCCGCCCAUCCAUUCUGCGCAAGGGCAUGAAUACUGCCGCGGCGCGCGCCCGUGGUCAGUCUGUCUCCCGCAAGCACGUCGACUUCUCUCUUGGCAUGGCCGACAUGUCGUCCAACGACAUUAUGGGCGAUGUCUUUGAGGAUCGCUCCGUGCGUAUCGACGACGUUGUCCGCACCACCAAUCGCGAAACCCAAGAGCGCCGCAUCCAGGAGGCCCUGGAGGAAGAGGAGGAGCGUCGCAGCCACGGUUCUUCAUCACGAAUGUCUUCGCGUCACCGCCGUCCCUCGAACCUGAGCGCCCCGUCGCACGACGGCCGUCCAUCGACCGACGCGCUUAGCCUUGCGAGUGGCACCUCGUCGACUCGCCACCGGUUCUUCCGACACCGCGCCAGCGUCAGCCGUGACCGGGACGAUAUGAUGGAGCAGGGCCGUGUCGAUACGACCCCUUCUGCAGCCGUGCAUGAACAGCAGGAGCACCAGAGCGAGCGAACACACUAA